UGGAUGGAUGGAUGGAUGGAUGGAUGGAUGGAUGGAUGGAUGGAUGGAUGGAUGGAUGGAUGGAUGGAUGGAUGGAUAGAUAGAUAGAUAGAUAGAUAGAUAGAUAGAUAGAUAGAUAGAUAGAUAGAUAGAUAGAUAGAUAUACAUAUAUAUACACACACAUACGACACAAAUACAUGACCAUUUACACAAAUCAAUGUACUGUGUUUGGAGAUGCAGCAAUUUGAGCACAAAACACUGAAGGAAAACCCUAUUUCACUGUUAAUCCACUAUUACUACAAUCAUCUUAGGAGGUUUCUUUUCAAAUACAUAUCAGGAAUAAACUACUGUCUACAAAGUGUGUAUCAUUUCUUUAGCUGUGAAGCUUGAUAAAUGUGCAUUUACAAUUGUAACUUCCUUGCUGAAAUGUGAACAGAAAAGAAAAUAUUGAGUGGUUCUUUUAAAGUUGACACUGAUACAGAUUAUUGGUAAUGCAGGAGACCAAUAACAAUAUUUGGAGCUGAUGCGUAUCUAGUAAAAAAAAAAUGAAAAUGUGCAAAAAUUGACUCCAACAUAAAUUUCACUGAAGUCCCUUUGUUUAUGUUUUGCAUACAUUUAAUUAAAGCAGAUAUUUAUUCUUGAGCACUGAAGUGAGAGCCAAAGCAGCACGUUCAAAUUCAUUCUUUUUUCUCUUUUUUUUUUAUCAGGAAUGGGUUAAAAAAAAAGUACCAACAAUAAGAAAAAUGCCUAAUAUCAGACUUGAUAAUCAUCCAGGCUGGAAGAUAACAUUAAUCAGAAAUCCAGUCUAGACAUUGUUAAUGUGGUAAAUGACUAUUCUAGCUGGAAACAGCUGAUUUUUAAUGGAAUAUCUCCAUAGAGGUACAGAGGAACAUUUCCAGCAACCAUCACUCCUGUGUUCUAAUGCUACAUUGUGUUAGCUAAUGGUGUUGAAAGGCUCAUUGAUGAUUAGAAAACCCUUGUGCAGUUAUGUUAGCACGUGAAUAAAAGUGUGAGUUUUCAUGGAAAACAUGAAAUUGCCUGGGUGACCCCAAACUUUUAAUGGUAGUGUAUAAUCUCACCAACCCUGAGAACUCCAACUAAUUACUCAUACUGAGGAAACAUCUACGUAAAAGCAGCCCAAUCAGAUCCCCAGAAACACUUCAGCUCAAAAGCAUAAUGCAUAAUGUAUUUACCAACAACACUAUUUAUGAAUCUCUACAAAGUGUGUAUAUUCCACUGCAUGCCAUAACUAAGUGAUUCAUCACUGCAUGUAUUAUUUUGUUGGUCUCUCUGAUAUUCUUGAACUUAUUCAAAUAUCUACAACAGUGUCAAGACGCAGCCCAACAAUGCAAACGAUUAAAAAAAACUGCUGUUAGUCACAGUAAAGUGUACAAUGAAAUUUUAGAAAUGACCCCAAUAAAACCAAUUAACAGAGGGCUUAAUGGCAAAUAGAAGUUUUCAGUGACAUUUUGAAAGAAGUUACUGACAGUCUGACAUCUUCUGGGAUCUGCAGAAGGCUCCUGCUAGAAGAUCUCAAACGGCAAUCAGGAGUUAAAGGAUCAAAAUAAUGUAAUUUGGCAUAAGAUCUUGAAAGGCUUUAAAUGUGAAAAUCUUAAAAUCAAUUCUAAAACUAGCUCUUAACCAGUCAGCACUGUUCUUCAUAACUCAAGUAACUGUUGGAGGGCAUCUCAAACAAGCUCGGAUAGAACUGGACAGCACAUUUUUCCUUCUUUAAAAUGGACAGAAACCUGGUCUGGCUGAUGUGUAAUAGUGAGAUGAAAGGAGGGAAGCAGCCGCACAAAGACCCGUGUAGAAAAUAUGAGAUAAUGCUCCUAAAUAUGGCCAGAAUUUCUCCAGAACAGUGGACUUCCUCCUGCACUGAGAAAACCUAGCGCAUCCUCACUUCUCCCUUUGGUUACACAUUAAUACUUAAAAAGGGUUUCCUGUUGUUUCGACCUGCUCUGUGUGUUUGUGUAGGUGGCCAUGAUGCAGUGAAUGCAUUCAGGUUGUCAAUACCACACCUACGAAGACUACCUAUGACACGGUAUAGUUGCGGCUCCACUGAUUCAAAGUGAAAAUGGGAAGUGCCGUCUUCCUGUAGUUUCCUGUCGGGUGCACUCGAACAGGUUUACAUUCACACACUUGCAUCUAUAGGCCCCACGCACGCGCGUCUUGACGCCACUCUCGAAUCACGUAGUGGUGACUGCCAGUGGAAAAGAAAAUUUCAUUACUCACACACCAGUUUCUGCAGCUUUCCAGCUCUAUACAAGUGGUUUUCCUGUGUCCUCAGGGAUAAGUAUAAAAAGGUAAGCGACACAGCUGUCUGCAUUUCCAGUAAAACUUUGGUAAAGCAUCUUUUGGUGAUCCGCCGCCUGCUACUGACAAAAUGAAGCUGGUUGUUUUUUGCCUUCUCGCAGUCUGCUGUUGCUCAUUGGCCAACACAGAUGUGAAAGACAUGCAGAAGAGAAAACUACAAGAAGUGCUUCUACAGCUGAGCGACGUGAAAGAAAGCCUGCAGCACAGUGAGCAGGAGCUGAGAACUCCACCAAAGAAUAUUGAGGACUGCUGCUGUCUGUCGGCCUUGCAGUGCUUUCGGGCGAAUCUGAAUGUUCAGUUUAACAUCACAGAGAAGCGCAAACAACGCAGACUUUACAACAGCCUCAGGGAUCCCUUCACUGUGAGAGGACUGGACUUUUGUAAUGCAGGAGAUGCUACGUCCACAUGCCAAGACUGCGCCUCACAUCCUAAGGAAAAAGCCAGUGAGUUUUUCAGCAGACUGGAAUCCCUUAUUGAAAGAGCCAUAGCCAAACUCAAGAUGGACUGAAAAGCGGUGAAGAUCCAGUAGUGACCAAGGGCUUAAUGUAGAGAAGACACUACGCUGAAAAAUGCUAAAAAUGGCAAAGUCUAUAUGUUACAGCCUUAUAUAUUUAACUUAUUUAAUAUUUAUUUAGGUAGUGGUGAUAAACUCACUCAAGCUAUGAAGAAUGUAUUGUCAGUAAAGCUGCUUUGCUGCCACCCAGUGGACUUGGCAGUUGAGGAUUUUUUUUCUCCUUCACUGAAAGAGAAACUUGUAUGUUGUAGUUCUCAAAGAAUAUCAAGUAUGUAAUGGCAUUUAUACUAUGUAUGAUGUACCUGAGCACAGGACUUCCUUUUCUAAACCAACUGUACCAUUUCAAAGUUAUUAACACAGAGAGGAUUUGGUCUGCUUGAUUUAUCUAUAGGGCAACUUUUGUAGUAGAGGAUACAGCAGCAUUCAGAGUUCUUACCAACUCUUCAUUUUGAUGCUAACAAAGCCCAGUUUGUAAUCUGCAGAUUAUAUGCUACCUCCUGAACCAUUUCUCUGACUUUUUCUCACUGAGAAUAAACUGACAUUGUAAAGACAAACUGUGUCUACCUUGUACAAAUUCUGCCCUGAAAAAGCACAGAAUAGUUCAAAAUGACCAUGAUGUAACCAGACAGAUUUUUACAGCUCGUCUUGUA
Molecule: messenger RNA, 3459 nt
Organism: Amphiprion ocellaris (clown anemonefish)
Lineage: Eukaryota; Metazoa; Chordata; Actinopteri; Pomacentridae
Gene: il21
Product: interleukin 21
Exons: 6
Coding region: 2366-2803 (145 amino acids)
Source: RefSeq, a predicted model, not a curated record